This is a messenger RNA of Priceomyces carsonii, 243 nucleotides long. RefSeq lists its product as uncharacterized. Gene Ontology annotation, cellular component: gamma-tubulin ring complex. Bases 1 to 243 code for a protein of 80 amino acids. Gene Ontology annotation, biological process: gamma-tubulin complex localization. The transcript has a single exon. The record is from RefSeq and is a predicted model, not a curated record. NCBI's taxonomy places the organism in Eukaryota, Fungi, Ascomycota, Pichiomycetes, Serinales, Debaryomycetaceae.
AUGAAGCUGAAGCCUUCAACUAAAACAAUGGACGAACCAGAUAAAUUGUGGAGCGACCAAAGUUCUGGGUCCAAUUAUCCCUACACUUUAACAAAUGAUUUGAUCGGUAUUUUCAACGUUCAGGGUAUUGAUAAAACAACCCUUCAAUUAUGUUUCAAAUUAAUCGAUCAAGGUAUUGAUCCACAAAGUUUGGCUACAGCAAUUCUCAAGAUACAAGACGAGACAAGGUCAGUGAUACCUUGA